UUUAUUCAAAUAUUGCGAAAUUUGUUAUGUAUGCACUUCUGCUCAUUUGUAUGCAUUUAAAAUUAACAGUGUGGCAUCUCUAUCUUUUUAUUUUAGCAUUCGGAGUGGUGUGCUUGGGUAAAUAUAUUUGCGGCAAAGCAGCAAACCAUCAAAAGUUUUGUUGAAAAAGUUUGCAAGUUUAGAGUUUUGUUAAAUAUUUCUGUUUAUUGGCUUAGUCCAUCUCUGUUCAACAUACCAAAAAAAAAAAUAUAUAUUUCUGUUAAAAGAAAGAAGAAAUUGUUCAAUUUUCGUAAUAGAAGCUGAAGUUAAGUAGAAUUUCACAAUGGAGAUAAAUGAAGCAAAUUUGCAGCAAUUGGCCGGCUAUUUGCAGCAGACGCUUAGUCCAGAUCCUAAUAUAAGGAGACCGGCCGAAAAAUUACUAGAAUCUAUUGAAGCGGAACGUCACUAUCCUGUAUUGUUAUUGAAUUUAAUUGACAAAAACGACAUGGACGUGACCACACGUGUGGCUGGCUCCAUAGCUUUUAAAAAUUAUAUUAAACGUAACUGGGCUGCCCAUGAAGAUUCUGACGGCCCAGAUAAGAUUCAUUCAGAAGAUCGCGAAGCCAUAAAAAAAUUAAUUGUUAACUUAAUGUUGCGUUCUGCGCCGGCUUUACAGAAGCAAUUAAGUGAUGCCGUUAGCAUAAUUGGUAAACACGAUUUCCCCAAGAAGUGGCCUUAUCUUAUAGAUGAAAUGGUAGAGAAAUUUUCUACUGGUGAUUUUAACGUUAUAAACGGUGUGCUACAAACUGCUCAUUUAUUAUUCAAACGAUAUCGUUACGAAUUUAAAUCUCAAGCUUUGUGGGAAGAAAUAAAAUUUGUACUAGAUCGCAUAUCUAAGCCCUUAACCGAUCUAUUAUUAGCUACCAUGCAACUGAGAAAAGCACAUGAAAAUAAUGUCGAAGCCUUAAGAGUUAUUUAUGGUUCUUUGGUAUUGGUGUGUAAGGUUUUCUUAUCACUAAACUCGCAAGACUUGCCAGAAUUUUUUGAAGACAAUAUGCCAACAUGGAUGAAAGCGUUUCACGAAUUACUUACAGUAGAUGUGGCUUGCUUGCAUACCGGUGAAAACGAGGAGGCUGGUGUUCUUGAACAUUUGCGUUCACAGAUAUGCGAGAAUAUUGGCUUAUACGCUCAAAUGUAUAAUGAAGAAUUUGGGGCUUAUAUGGAAACAUUUGUUACUGCAGUUUGGGAGCUUUUGCUAAGAACGGGCAUGCAGCCAAAGUAUGAUGCGUUGGUUUCCAAUGCUUUGCAAUUCCUCUCGGUGGUAGCCGAACGUAAUCAUUAUCGAAAAAUUUUUGAGAAUCCUGAAAUACUUGCUAAUAUUUGCGAAGGCGUGGUUAUACCUAAUUUAGACUUUCGACAGUCUGACGAAGAACUCUUCGAAGACAGCCCGGAGGAAUACAUAAGACGUGACAUUGAAGGCUCGGAUGUGGAUACUAGACGUCGGGCUGCCUGCGAUUUAGUUAAAACUCUAUCGCAAAAUUUUGAGGAUAAAAUAUUUGCUAUAUUUGGUCGAUAUUUGGAAAUUUUGUUGAAUAAGUAUAAGGAGAAUCCUACGCUUAAUUGGAAAGCGAAAGACACCGCCAUUUAUUUGGUUACAUCGUUUGCCUCACGUGGUGGCACUCAAAAACAUGGUGUUACACAAGUUUCUGAACUGGUACCGUUGCCGGAAUUUUGUGCUCAACAGAUUAUACCAGAAUUGGAAAGAGCGAAUAUUAAUGAAGUUCCUGUUUUAAAGUCGGCCGCAUUAAAAUUUGUCAUGGUAUUCCGCAGUUUGCUCGGUCAACAAACUUUGCUCAUUUGUAUGCCACAUCUGAUACGCCAUUUACCUGCUGAAAGCGUAGUUGUGCACAGUUAUGCCGCUUGUGCCAUUGAGCGAAUAUUAGCCAUGAGAGAUCCGAGUAACAAUUUGCUUAUGACACCACAACUUUUGGCUCCUUUUACUAAUGAUUUAUUGGCACGUUUAUUUGCUACUCUGACAUUACCUGGAUCGACGGAAAAUGAGUACGUCAUGAAAGCUAUUAUGCGAAGUUUUUAUUCCCUGCAAGAGGGUACUUUGCCUUAUAUGGAAGUGGCUUUACCCAGACUCACAGGAAUACUAUCUAUGGUGGCAAAGAAUCCCUCUAGACCUCAUUUUAAUCACUAUUUGUUUGAGACUUUGUCUCUGGCCAUAAGAAUUGUUUGCAAUGCUGAGCCUGCUGCUGUGAGUUCCUUUGAAGAAGUCUUAUUCCCGGUAUUUCAAGGCAUUUUACAGCAGGAUAUUUUGGAGUUUAUGCCUUACGUAUUUCAAAUGCUUUCCCUACUUUUGGAGAUACGUGAAAAUUCUGGUUCCAUAUCAGAACCGUAUUGGGCUUUGUUUCCUUGCCUUUUGGCUCCUCCUCUUUGGGAUCGAUCAGGCAAUGUAACACCUCUUAUAAGACUGAUAAGUGCAUUUAUUAAGCAAGAUUCCAAUCAUGUUGUAGCACUUGGGAAAUUGAGUGCCAUCUUGGGUAUAUUCCAGAAAAUGAUUGCUUCGAAGUCCAAUGACCAUGAAGGAUUUUACCUUUUGCAAAAUCUCUUAAAUUAUUAUCCUUUAAGUGAAUUGCAAAGCAAUAUGCGACAGGUCUUUGCUUUACUAUUCCAGCGCUUGUCCCUUUCAAAGACAACUAAAUAUGUACGCGGUAUUAUAGUUUUCUUUUGCUAUUAUGCUUCGAAAUUGGGUGCUUCCGCUUUAGUGGAACUUAUCGAUCAAAUUCAGGCCAAUAUGUUUGGAAUGGUAAUUGAGCGUGUAUUUAUUACCGAUAUGACUAAGGUAACCACCGAAUUAGAUCGCAAAAUUGUUGCAGUGGGCAUCUCAAAAAUUCUUACUGACUGCCCAGCCAUGCUUUCGCAGCCCUAUGUACAAUACUGGUCUAAAUUAUUGCAAUCUUUGGUAGAGCUCUUUGAAUUGCCACCAGACAAGACUAUUUUGGACAGUGAUAAUUUUGAGCCUGACAAUGCUGGUGGUUAUCAGGCUGCUUUCUCGCAAUUAACUUAUGCUCAGCCAAAGGUACAAGAUCUUCUUCCUGAUGUCAGCGACGGUCGAAAAUAUUUAGCAGACUCUUUAAAUAAAUUAUCACAAUCUCGCCCUGGCGAAGUAUCUCAGCUGGUGGCGUCCAUUGGUGAUAACUACAAGCAAGCUUUACAAAAGUACUGCGAUGAAGCAGGUGUGCGCAUAAUUUAAGAAGUCUCAAUUAUUCUAUUUUUUUUUUUUUUUUUAAAUUCUUUUUUACUCAUUCCUUCCCAUUGUCGCUAAUUUUGCCUUUAAAUUAUGAUUGAUUCUUUUAUGUUAAACCGUUUAUACUCUAAAUUCUUUUUCUUUAAUGAGUUUUUUACUUUAUUAGUUCUUUAUUAUAUAUAAUACAGAAAAAACAAAAAAGAUGAUAUAAUAAACUAAGAAACAUUACUUGUUUGAUACAACACCACAA
This is a messenger RNA of Glossina fuscipes, 3482 nucleotides long. RefSeq names its product exportin-2 (gene Cse1). Gene Ontology annotation, biological process: protein import into nucleus; protein export from nucleus. The record is from RefSeq and is a predicted model, not a curated record. Gene Ontology annotation, cellular component: cytosol; nuclear envelope. The transcript has 9 exons. Gene Ontology annotation, molecular function: nuclear export signal receptor activity; small GTPase binding. The coding region runs from base 323 to 3238 and encodes 971 amino acids. Lineage: Eukaryota; Metazoa; Arthropoda; Insecta; Diptera; Glossinidae.